Molecule: messenger RNA, 832 nt
Organism: Sesamum indicum (sesame)
Lineage: Eukaryota; Viridiplantae; Streptophyta; Magnoliopsida; Lamiales; Pedaliaceae
Source: RefSeq, a predicted model, not a curated record
UGCAUUGAAAAAUCCACACUAAUUAAGUAUUAAAUCAUCAUAAUCUUAUCCUUAUAAAUGAAUGGCAAAUCUCUAACUUACACUAACACAGUAAUCAUCAGGGCAGGCAGUUUCCCGCGUGCAGCCCCCCACCCCCUAUAAAUACAAGGACCACCCAGCCCACCCUUAUCAGUCUACCAACCAAACAAUUUGCUCAACGGAAAAGAAGAGAACAUGGCACGCGAAUCUGGCUCGCUUCUCUUCGUAUUCCUCGCAAUUUUGCUGGCUUCUGCCCUCAACGAAGCCUCCAACGUCGGCGGAUGGCAGCCGAUCAACCCGAAAGACCCACAGGUGGUUGACAUCGCAAAUUUUGCGGUGACGGAGCACAACAAGGAGGCUGGUUCGGCCCUGGUUUUUCAAGAUGUGGUCAAGGGACAAAAGCAGGUGGUGGCGGGAAUUAAUUACCAGCUGGUUAUCGCCGCCGGGGACGGCACCCCCGCCGGUGUGAGGCUGUAUUAUCAGGCGAUUGUUUGGGAGCAGGCGUCGCAGAAAUCCCGGAAACUCCUGUCCUUCCAACAAAUUAGAGGUUAAUGGAAAUUUUAGGGCGUUGAUGGUGGCUGCGCUCAUAUAUAUUCACAUGUAUUUUUACAAAGAAUAAGGAAGAUAAUGGUGACUACAAAGUUUGAAUUAAGGGCAACCACCAUUACUUCAAUUUUCCGUCUUUCACUUCUCAUAUAUCCACACAUUUAUGUGAAUCAUCAGUACUAAUGAAAUUCAUUAACAUAUAAAUCUUCACUGUCCAAAAGGAAAAAGCUCUACAACAAAGUAGUUGCAUUGGAAACCUUGGAAGGAU